AUGGAGAAAUAUCAGCACAUCAGAGCAUUUAUCAAUGCAGUCAAUGAAUAUUCCAAACACCCAAGCGAAGGUACAACUUCAGUUCUUCAAAUGAAUCUUGGGGUGAUAAGUGCAUCGAUAGAUAUGAGUAUAUUCGAUCCAGGAAGUUGCAUAGCUGCCGAUUUUUACGUGAGCCUACACGAAUUAAUGAAUACGUUAGGUUCAAAAACUACUUUACUCUGGAGUGCUGUCGAUGUUUUACAAACCGCAUGUCGAAAUACAGCCGCGAGACAAGCCCUGACCCAUACCUACAAAUUCGCACCAAUUUUAACAAGGCUCCUAGAAGCGCCGAAUUUAACAGCAGAAAAGCGAGUGCGAGCUCUAAAGCUUCUUCAAGAACUGACCUAUGGAAUAAAAAUCUCCUGGCAGGAGACGCAUUUGCCCUAUUUAAUAACUACUCUGACUCAGUGGGUAUCUCAAUCAACAGAGGAAGAGGUCCUCGCUCUUUCUCUAGGAGUUCUAUCCAAUCUCUGCUACAAAAAUCUUCCAGCUGUUUAUACUCUGAUGAGAACUAUCGACUCCAAGACGUUUAUUCGGACAUUAAUUAAACACCAAAGUCGAAAUAUUAAUACGAGGGUUCAGUGCUGCAAAUUGCUGAUCAUUCUUGAACACAUGAACACAGAGCUUUCUGAGAAAUCCAUUCUUGAUUUUACACAAGUCACUUUUAAAAGCAUAAUUGAGGCUUUGACGAAAAGGGACGUGUUGCUCUUGAGACACAUAGUUGACUUUUUUGAAGAUGUGAGGCAGAGCGAUCACUCAAGAUUGGUUUUACUUUCUUAUACUGAAUACGCGAAGGACGUCAAGAAAAUUCUCCAAAGUUUGGAGGGUGAUUGCGAUCCGGAAUGUGUGGCUCUAAUGAUGGAAUUUCUGCAGUCGUUGGUGAAAUUGAAAAUAACAGUUCUAGUAUCUUUGUAUCCCCUCUGCAUAAAAGCGGCUACUUCUUAUGUACCUGUAGAACAAGUAUCUUCGAAAGCUCUCGCAUUAAUAAGAACUAUCGUGAUAGAUUCACGUCGAACAAAAUCAAUAUCAGACGUCUUGGCAGAACUCGAUCUAUCAAUUUUGAUGCUUAUAAUAAAUUCCGACGACGAUCAGUCUUCAGGGAAAAGUGAAGACCGUAGUGCUGAAACCAUCGCCAGGUUGAACGAAUUGAUGCAACUGCUGCAAGAAAUCGUCAAAAUCGACAAUCUCAGGCAAAAAGUCUUCCACGUUUUCACGGAUCAAGCGAUGAGGAAGUUACUAAAGCCAAUUCUUGAAGACGAGGAUCGAGACAAAAGCACGAAUUGUCCUGACAAUCUUUUUCCAGAUCAGUCGACGACUUUUUACGUUCAUGCUUUGGCCUUGACCUCGGAAAUGGCGCAAACAAAUUCUGACUGGUUGACUUUGUACUCGGAACUAAUGAGAAAGAAGCAAAUACACAUGACGAUGGCCCUGGCGUUAUUCACUGGUGACGAGGAGGUUAAGCAGAAGGUCCUUCAGUUGCCCUCCACAGUAUGCUUUCCACAGGAAUGUCUUUCCACAGUGGCUCACUGCAUGGGUGAGUUGGAAUCCUUAGUUCUCGUUCGAGGUGGGACGAAUAAUACGAUGGAAUCCAUAGGAAGACAUUCUAGUCAAUAUGCUGCAACGGAAAUGAUGCCUUUCAUGUCCCUCGUCCAAGAGGAUCGAUUAAAUGUUUGCAUCGAUAAACUUAAGGAGGCGUACGAUACGAAUAAAAUUAAUGAUGUUACCACUUCUGCUGUUAUUGAACUCUAUGAAUAUAAGCUGGCAGCGAUUAGGAACGCGGAAAGAGCAAACCAAGCUAGUUUAGAAGCAGCAAAUAAUCGAGUUACGAGUCUUCAGCAUCAACUAGCGCAAGUAAUCGCUGAAUCGAGAAAAUUGCAUCAACUGCUAUUCCGUUCGCAGCAAUCUUUAGAAGGACUACAAAAAGAGAAGAUUGCUUUCACGAAUAGGAUUCAAGAAGUCGAAAAAGAAAGCAAACGGACCUACGCUGUCCACACACAGGAAAGCGAGAGUCUGAAGAAAAUAGUUUCCGAGAAGUCAACUCAGAUAGCAAAAUUAGAAAAUGUGGUUCGAGAACAAAAAGAGGAUUUGGAAGCAUGCAAAAAUAAAAUCGAGGCCCUAACAAAAAAAAUUGCAAAGUGCGAAAGUGAUUAUGUAGCAGCGGAUAAAAAGUGUCAAGAGCUAAGUAGCAAAAAUCAUGAAAUGACGAAGACUCUUCAUAAAAUGCAGGAUGGUUUGAGUAAAAAAGAACAGAUCAUUGAGGAGAAAAAUGCAGAGAUAGCAUCAGUGCAAGACGAUAAAGGCGCCUUGAAGCAAGAAAUGCAGCAGAUGACUCACCAGUGUCACAGAUAUCAAGGAAUCAUCAAAGAAAAAGAGGAGAUGAUACAAAAAUUGAAGUCUGAGUUGACUGAUUUCAGUCGAAUGCGAGACAUGAUCUUCGAACUCACUGCAAAAAAGAAGGAAGACCUGAAUUCAUCGUAACCCCGGUUUAUGUGUAUGUAACCCCUAAUUAUAAAUACAUUCCCUUUUUUAUAUUUAAAACAAAAAGCUUUAGACAACUAAUUUUUAAAUGAUCAACUGCAAUGUACUGACAUCUCUGACAAAAGUAUGAGCUGAUUUUUACAAGCCCUCGUAUUCUCGUUCAUCGUUUAAGAGAAGGGUAAAUAAAACUUUUCUAAUAA
Messenger RNA from Belonocnema kinseyi, 2717 nucleotides. Its product is annotated as protein CIP2A homolog. The coding region runs from base 1 to 2517 and encodes 838 amino acids. NCBI's taxonomy places the organism in Eukaryota, Metazoa, Arthropoda, Insecta, Hymenoptera, Cynipidae. The record is from RefSeq and is a predicted model, not a curated record. The transcript is spliced from 10 exons.